AUGCCGACAAUGUUUCAUACCACCAUUUUCAUUUCGCUCCUCACCGCUGUGGCUCAGGCAACGUCUGUCCUGAGCCCCCAAGCUGGCGAGCGGUCGCAAAUUAGGCACUCAAAAAGAGGCGAUGUUCUGAUGAACAACUGGUGCGGCCCUGUCAAGCAGGUCACCCAGGUGACUUCUGUUGAGGCGAGCUGGAGCGUUCCGUCCGUCUCGCGGCAGCAAGGCACCACGGAUGACAACUGGUUCUACCACUGGGUCGGUAUCGAUGGUGUGGGAAAUUGCAAUGUCUUGUUGCAGGCAGGCACUGGUUCGACCAUUUACGAUGGAUAUACCGAUACUUACGCCUGGUACGAGUUUUACCCAGGUAACAUGACCUAUGCUCGUGAAGUACCAGUUGCCAUUGGCGAUGAUGUAUACGUCAGCGUCGUUGCAACUUCCACCACGUCCGGCACAAUUUACAUCGAGAACAAGACGAACAAGAAGUCGCAUACAUACUACUUGGAAAGCGAAUUUGGUGCUCUCUGCUUGGAGCACGCCGAGUGGAUCGCCGAAGCUCCUGGCAAACCUCUUCCCAACUUCUCGACGUUCAGCAUGACCGGAGCAAAGGGAGCUACUGCGAGUGGACAGACCUUCGACAUGCAGGGCUCGGACAUGGACUACAUGUAUCACUACGGGCCGUGCCGUGCGAAACUCCAGGGCGGGUCGGACGUGACGUUUUAUAACAGGGUAUAG
Molecule: messenger RNA, 729 nt
Organism: Purpureocillium takamizusanense
Lineage: Eukaryota; Fungi; Ascomycota; Sordariomycetes; Hypocreales; Ophiocordycipitaceae
Exons: 4
Coding region: 1-729 (242 amino acids)
Biological process (GO): proteolysis
Molecular function (GO): glutamic-type endopeptidase activity
Source: RefSeq, a predicted model, not a curated record